GCGUUUCUGAAAUCCAGAUUCUUGAAGAAAGGCGUAAAACCAACUAAAUAUUCCCCAACCCGGAAACCAAAACCAUAACAAUGGCUAGGAUCCCAAAAUCCGAUGCAUGUUUUUAAAGUUAAAAAAAAAAACAAGUCAUUUUUAAACUAUUCCAUUCGCUUUUCAUUAUUUUACAAUUUUUUCAAAAAUGAACAGAAUGCGUCGAUCAACUGCAUUUUCGGAGCACGUGACUUUUCAUACCGUCAUGGCCAAAAGAGGAACCGGAAGUAAAUUAGAUCGAGAAGUGGAAAUUCAGUUUACAAAUUUACAAUUAAUCGGAACCGGUUCCUUUGGUGCUGUUUACAAGGCUGUGCUCCGCGAGAACGACGAGCCAAUUGCAAUUAAGAAAAUCAAAGUUGACGAUCGAUUCAAGAGUCGAGAACUUACCAUCAUGCACGAAAUGGACCAUCCCAAUAUUAUACGACUUCUGUAUUAUUACGUUAUGCAGCAAGAAAAUUGCCUAAACUUCGUGAUGGAAUUUAUGCCAAAAGAUUUGGCAUAUGUCCAUCGUCAAUUUGCUCAUAAUGACAAACAAAUGCCAGCCUAUUCUAUCAAGCUUUAUAUGUUCCAACUACUUCGGGGAAUCGGUUUUCUUCAUCUCCACAAUAUUGUUCAUCGUGAUAUAAAGCCAAAAAAUCUGCUCGUUGAUGAGUCAAAUGGGAUACUUAAAAUUUGUGAUUUUGGAUCUGCAAAACGUUUGGAGAAGAAUGAGCCGAACAUUACGUACAUUUGCUCAAGAUAUUAUCGUGCUCCGGAACUCAUAUUUGGCUCAAAAAACUAUGAUACCUCAAUAGACACAUGGUCAGUUGGCACUGUAGUUGGCGAGUUACUCCACAACUCUCCAAUAUUCCUGGCGGACUCGGCAGUUGAUAUUCUAGCGCUGCAAAUCAAAGCAUUCGGUACUCCUUCAAAAGAAGACAUGGCUAAAUGGAACUACGAAUAUGUUCAUAUUCCAUACGAUACAAUAACCGGAGUUGGAAUUCAGAAAUUCAUUGGAAGAAAACUUUCCUUAUCCACCCUCGAGUUGCUCAACAGUUUGAUGAAAAUGGAUCCGAAACUUCGUAUAAAACCAUACGAGGCUCUGACUCUUCCAUACUUCGAUGAUCUGAGAGACCCCCACUACAAGCUGCCCAGCGGUGCUCCGAUCCCGCCACUUUUCGAUUGGCUCGAGAGAGAGUACAUUGCCAACCACGAGAUAAUUAAGGACAUUUUCCCCCGGAGUGAGGAAGGCGACAAAGUUGAGUGCUUGUGAGAAGUUAAUUACUUUGUUUAUUAAUAUUUGCCCUCUUUAAUUUUUAAGCGUUUUUUUUUCAAACUUUUUGUAAGAAAGCUUUACCGCUUUUUGUAUAAAAAUGUAGGCAAUUUUGUAGACAAUGUUCAUACAUUUGUAUAUAUUGAUAACAAUCAAGUGUAUCAGAGAGAAAUAAAUAAUAACAAAAAUUGAGAGACAAAUAAAGAGAUGUUUGAUU
This is a messenger RNA of Caenorhabditis elegans, 1508 nucleotides long. RefSeq names its product Protein kinase domain-containing protein (gene C44H4.6). The coding region runs from base 188 to 1291 and encodes 367 amino acids. The record is from RefSeq and is marked reviewed. The transcript is spliced from 7 exons. Gene Ontology annotation, molecular function: protein kinase activity; ATP binding; protein serine/threonine kinase activity. NCBI's taxonomy places the organism in Eukaryota, Metazoa, Nematoda, Chromadorea, Rhabditida, Rhabditidae.